Molecule: messenger RNA, 1599 nt
Organism: Ustilago hordei
Lineage: Eukaryota; Fungi; Basidiomycota; Ustilaginomycetes; Ustilaginales; Ustilaginaceae
Exons: 1
Coding region: 1-1599 (532 amino acids)
Biological process (GO): transmembrane transport; monoatomic cation transport
Cellular component (GO): membrane
Molecular function (GO): monoatomic cation transmembrane transporter activity
Source: RefSeq, a predicted model, not a curated record
AUGUCGCACAUCAUCUCGUCUGCCAUGUCAGCGGCACAGCAAAAGUUGGGCUCCUCCUCCAACGAUGCUGCUGCUGCUGACCACCAACCCGGUCUCUCUCCCCCACUCUCUCCCGUAGACGACCAAGAUAUCGAGCUAACAGCACCUACUCCUGCCGCUGCUCGAGCCACUCGCCUUCCAGCCACAGCUACUACACCCACUAUGCCUGCGCAUCUCCGAAGCUACCAGAACAACCUUGGCAACGAUAUCACAAUCGAUGUCAACAUCGGCCCCAGCACUUCUUCCACCUAUGCUCGUGCUCAGGGCAGUGCAGCUUUCCACCACGCCCACAGACACCAUACUCACUCUUCUUCGCCUUCGCCUGCUCCUGUGCACGCUACACUUGCUCCUCAACAUGGGGCCGCUGAUGGCAAACUUGGCGCGCCUACAGGGGACAGUGCCGUGACACCAGGUUCUUCUCGUUCCCGUGCCAGCUCCAUCGGUUACGGCGGUCUCGGUCCCAUGACACCGGGCACAGAAGACACCGACCCUUUGCUCCUCCGCUCUCGACUUGUCGAAGAAUCCGAGAUCCGUCGUCGACACUCUGGCAAAGGUCGAAACAAGCGCAACGAGCGUCAGAUCCGUGACUUUUACGAAGCCCAGAACGAACACAUCGAACGUCUGCUCAAACCCAUCUCCAAACACGCAGACGAAGAUAAACAAGGCCGCGAGUCAUCUGCACUCAAAGUCAAGAUUGCAGUCUAUGCUUCCAUCAGUGCCAACUUUGCCCUUGCUGCCCUUCAGAUGUACGCAGCUGUCAGCUCUCUCUCGCUCUCCCUCUUCGCCACUGCUGCCGAUUCGGUUUUCGACCCUUUCGCAAACCUCGUGCUGAACUGGUUGCAUCGUAAGAGCGAGAAGGUUGACGAACGGAAAUGGCCUAUUGGAGGAUCAAGGUUCGAGCCGAUCGGAAACAUUACCUAUGCUGCACUCAUGGGGAUGGUUUCCGCCAUUCUAGUGGUGGAAUCGAUCAAGGAACUAGCAACAGGUGAUCAAGAUAAGGAGCUUCACCUAGCCUCCCUCAUCGCAGUCGGAAUCGCUUUUGUCACCAAGGCUAUCUUGGCGUUGUACUGUUUCGGGCUACGCAAGUACAGUUCGCAGGUAGAAGUGUUGUAUCAAGACCACAGGAACGAUCUCUUUAUUAACGGGCUUGGUAUCUUCACUUCGGCUGCAGGCGCAACUGUUGCUGGUUGGAUCGAUCCCGCUGGUGCCCUUAUUAUCUCUCUCGCUAUCAUCACAAGUUGGACACGGACGGCAUUUGGAGAGUUCAAGACUCUGGCAGGGGUGGCAGCUCCAACGGACUUCUUGCAGCUGGUAACGUACAAUGCUGCGCUGUUCAGUGACGAAAUUCGGGCGAUCGAAAGUGUCAGGGCGUAUAGUUCAGGUCCGAGGUACAUUGUGGAGAUCGACAUCGUCAUGCAUCCCGAGACACCCUUGUGGAAGAGUCAUGAUUUGAGUCAGGCUCUACAGGACAAUCUGGAGAGUCUGCCGAUGGUGGAAAGGGCUUUCAUUCAUGUUGAUCAUGAGGUGGAACAUGCGUUUGAGCAUCGGAAGAGCGUUUAA